GACUUAAGAAUAUUGAAUAAUAUGUCAUUAAAAAUAACUCGGCGCCAAUUUUGCUUACAUGGUGUUUUUAACGUUUAGCUUUAGAUAUUUUAGUUUUCAUUUCGUUUGGUAUUUCUAUUAAACGGUCUAAUAGUCUGUUUAAAUUUAUAUAAAUGUAUUCGUGGUUCAAGAUACAGACUAAAUUGCAUAGUUUUGUUUAAAAUUAUGAAAGAAUAGUAAUGUCUGAUUUGUUGGAUGCAGUGGCUGUUGCUACGGAUAUUAAGCAUGCAAUAUGUUCUUCUAACGCUGUUAUCAAUAACAAACAUAAGCGUAUUUUAAAAUCUAAGGAAAACAUUUUUAAACCAAAGUGCAAUAAAGAAUUAAAGAAGAAAUUAAAAAAAUACAAAUUACGACGUGAUGGCAAUGAAGACCAAGAUGUUUUAGAUGUUUCACAAAUUUUAGUGACAUCAUUAACAAUCAAGUCUCCAAAAAAUCAAGAUAAAAAAAACUAUAAAGUUGAUUGUGAGCAUCUAAAACCGAAUAACUAUCUUUUCAAAAUGGUGAGGAGAAAAAAGACUAGUACACAAAUUGACACUAAUAACAGUAAAGUAAAUACUCCACAAAAUGUUAAUAAUACUUGUACAGUUUUAUCUGAUGAGGAUUCUCAGAACAGUAAGCAAAUGGAUGCAUUUAAAUUGAUGAUGGAUUCUAGGAAUAAAAGUAUUGGUAGUAACUCUCCCGGAAAAGAAAAGAGUUCUGAAGAAUCCUUCUCACAGGACAUUUUAGAAAAGAAAGCUAUUAAAGCUAAAAGAGUCCUGUCACUUCAAAAAAUGGCUGAAACCAAAGGUUCAUUAAAAAAUAAGGAAAUUGAAGAAUUCAGAGAGAAAUGUAUAAAAAAGAAAAUGUUAAAAAGGGCAGCACUGUUUAAAGAUAUGAUUACAAAACAAGAUAUAAAAAAAGAUCAUUCAUUACAGUCUAAAAUUUCAAAUAUCUCAUUAGAAACCAAGCCAAAUGAAGAUAUUACUAAUCCGAUAAAUAAUUUUCAACAAAAUAAUAUGACUUUAAAAUUAUGCGACAUGUUUAGUGAUACUAACACUGUCAUAAGUGAAAACAAACUAUUGAAAAAAGUUCCAGAAGAAGAUAUAGAGUUCUUAAAAAAAUUGUCCCCAUCUAUCAGAAAGAAGGAAAAUAUGCUAUGUUAUUUUAAAACAGUUCCUAAAGAUCUGGAAUUACCCUCUGAAGAAAUUGAAGAUACAGAUUCAAAUGAAAAUACAACAUCAAUUAUAAAAGUAAAAUUUACACCAAAGCAGAAAAAGAAAACGAAAACACUAAAACCUUCUGACAAUGAUGUAGGUUGUAUAUAUGAUACUAAGAGUAUUCAAAAUCUCUGUGAUUCUAAAGAGUUAGAUAAUAGUGAACAAGUAAUAAAUAAUGAAAAUAGAAAACGAAAACGUGUUAAGAAAGUUAAAGAAAAAAUUCCAGAUGUUACACUGGAAAUCAAGGAUAAUAUAGAAUCAUGUAGUAAUGAAAAUAGACCAAAACGCAACAUAAAAAAACCUGUAAAAUAUACAGAGGAUGUACAUUGUUCUAGUUCUGAUGAAGAACUACACAUUUUUACACCAAAGAAAAAGAGAAAUAGUGAAAAUUGUUCAAAGACCAAAGUAAACAAUUCGAGCAUUCAAUAUGUAGACUCGAAAAAUCAGCGAAAAGAUAUUCUUUCAAAAUGUCAAUCCAAUCUUUCAAAUGAUUCUAUUGCAAAUCAAAAUCAUAAAGUUAAAUCAGAACUAAAAAAGAAUAUGAAAAGAGAUAAAGUUAAUGGAACAAGUAAAAAUGUAACUUCCAAGGCAAAAGUUGACACCAAACCAGUUAAAUUAGCACCGAUUUUUGUCCCAAAACCACAGCUUUCUCAAGAAGCUAUUGAAGCCAAACAGAGGUUUCUUCAAAGCGGAGUACCAGAAAAGUUAAAAAAGAAUAUUGUACAACAAACAAGUAAUAGUACAUGUUUGGAUAACUUUAAUCUAGUUCUUCAUGUUCAACAAAAUGAUUCUAACUAUGAUAAUUUUCAAGGAAAAGACUGGUUUGAAUUUAAAAGUAGGGAAAUAGAGGAUAUAAAUACAAUAGACAAUUGUUCAUUUAAACCAUUUAUGAUGCCGAUGUUAAGAGAAAAGUCUAGUUUGCCUACUGUACAGACUAAACCAGAAAAGAUUUUGAAAGCAAUUAAGAGUACUUAUCCCAGAUUUCCUGUUUAUCGUACAUAUCACAAGCUUCGAUGUAAGUGCAAAGGGUAUUAUAAAGAUUUCAAUUAUACUAAUCUAGAUAAUAGUAUAGAAAUAAUAGAUAGUUCUUUAGACAUAAGUAAUGAAAAUCCUGAAAAACUGAACUGGUGUGAUAAGUAUAAACCUACAUCGUCCAAUCAAAUAAUUGGUAAUUUUGAAAGUAUUAAGGAAUUAAAAAGAUGGCUUGAGACAUGGAGUGAAAAAUUAACAAAAGAGAAGACUAUUGGCAGUGAUAGUUCUGAUAUGUCUGAUUUCUGUUACUCUGAUAUGGAUAGCAGAGAUUCAAUCAAAUCUACAAAUAAUAUUCUGAUAGUAACCGGGCCAACAGGGUGUGGUAAAACUAGCAGUGUGUACGCUAUAGCUUCCGAAUUAGCUAUUAAAGUGAUAGAAGUAAAUGCAAGUAGUAAGAGAAAUGGAAAAAUAAUGCUGCAGGAUCUUCAAGAAGCUACACAAUCACACAAGGUGAACAGAGCUAAGAGUAGUACUGAAAGCUCUCAGAAAUCAUCUCAGGAAGUGCCAACAUUAUCAAAAAACAAAAAACGUGGUAGACCUAAGAGAUCACUCAAUGGUAGCAAUACAAAUAAAAAAGUUCCAACUCAAAUAAUUGAAACGUUAACUCAGGCAUCUUCGAGUCAGGAGCAUUCCAGAACAGCCAUGUCACUCAUUUUAAUAGAUGAUGCCGAUAUAGUCUUUGACCAAGAUGAUGGAUUUUGUUCAGCUAUUUCACAAUUAAUACAAUUUUCUAAAAGACCUGUCAUUUUAGUGACAUCUUGUCCAUCAUGUCCUCAUUUGCAGAAAUUCUUUCAAAAUGGAAAGAUAAUUCACUUGCAACCAUUAUUACCCAGAAUGCUGGGAACCUGGUUGGAUAUUAUGUGUUUAGCUGAUGUUGGAAAGUGCUAUAUGGGGCUUGGUGAAAAAUUAUUAGAUUUUCAUAGAGGUGACAUUAGGAAAACUAUCAAUUGUUUACAGUUUUAUAUGAACUCAUACAAGAAUAGUGACCAAUCAGAUGAAGUAUUUUCACAAGUAAAAUAUAAUAUUGACGAUGAAAACUCAAGCAUAUCUUGGACUGAUUCAGUAAGCCUAGAAGGCUCUUCAUCCAAUGAAAAUUUAUUUAAUAGCAAAAUCGAUAAACAGUUUCAGUUGUUUACGGGUAAUAGUUCAACACACAUUUUUAAUAUUUGGUGGAAUUUAGCAAAUUACUAUAAUAGUAAAACAAAUGAAAACAAUAAAGAACUGAAUUUAAAAAAUGUAGAACAGAGUAGAGAAUUAAAAAUGUUAGUAGGAAUUUUGGACACCCUAUCCAUAAUUGAUUCUUUUGAUAUCAUCAAACCUGAUAAAAGGUCUAAUCUUACAUCAAAACCAUGGCAUCGCAUCGAGAGUGCCAGUCUGCUGGAAAGUGAAGAUUUUGAUGAUUACAAUAAAGCUCACUGUAUCAACAAGGAAAUAUCGAAUGUUCUUAUGAUGAGUACUAUUUCUGAAGUUGAAAAAAAUUUUAAGACUGAAAAUGGUGUGAGUUGUCUCAUCCCAUCUAUGAGUUUAUACAGGGAAAGAGAUAGGACAGUGUCUCGUCAUCACACUUUGUCAAGCUAUUUAUUUUCUUCUACAGUAUUAGAUCGAAGAGCAGUAGCAUGUGACUAUUGGUCGACUUGCAGAACAAUAUCUAGAUUAGAAAAGAGCAAAACUGAUUACAACACUAAAAGAAACAACCGUUUCUGUCAUUAUCUAAAAUCACUGAAUAUUCUAUGUAAAAACGAUUUCUUUGAUAACCUUUCUGAGAGUCUGAAAUAAUAUUUACUUUAUAUUAUGCUGUACUUUUUGUCUGUAAUUUAGCUUGAAACCAAGUCCUCAAACUCUGCACAAAAAUAUAUUUCUAGGAAAAUAUACAUUAAAAACUUAGUCCUUUAAAACUUUUGUUAUUUAUUUUUAAUAUUAAGGAUGAAUCAUAUUUUGAAAUGAUUUUGUGUAAAAUCAUCCAGUAUCUGUAAUAUAUUUUUCAAUAAAGAUGUGACAAAUGAAUUGAA
Melitaea cinxia (Glanville fritillary) is the source of this 4276-nucleotide messenger RNA. RefSeq lists its product as uncharacterized. Bases 219 to 4043 code for a protein of 1274 amino acids. The transcript has 3 exons. Lineage: Eukaryota; Metazoa; Arthropoda; Insecta; Lepidoptera; Nymphalidae. Gene Ontology annotation, molecular function: chromatin binding; ATP hydrolysis activity. Gene Ontology annotation, biological process: mitotic DNA replication checkpoint signaling; DNA damage checkpoint signaling; DNA repair. The record is from RefSeq and is a predicted model, not a curated record.